Messenger RNA from Prunus armeniaca (apricot), 435 nucleotides. The record is from the annotation of a GenBank genome assembly. Lineage: Eukaryota; Viridiplantae; Streptophyta; Magnoliopsida; Rosales; Rosaceae.
AUGGAAAAUUUAGCCUCAGGUCUGAAAGGACCAGAGUUGAAGCAGAGCAAUCUCGCCCUGCAGUGGAAGGCCCUUUUGGGUCACAUUGACACCCGAUUCCAAAAGCUCCAGGACCAGUUUGACUCGGAACGUAACUCGCUCCAGACCCGGUUCCAAGAGGUCCAAGACCAGUUUGACUUGGAACAGUACUUGCCACAGGCCCGAUACCAGGAGCUUGAGGACCGCGAGAAGGAAUUGGAAGAGAAAGUUUUCAACUUUCACUCGAAAAUGGAAUCCAAAGCCCAGGAAUUACAUGGAAUCGAGAGAUUGACAGAAGAGAAAAGAAAAGAGGUUGAUGUUACACAGAAACGACUAAUGGAAGUUGAGAAAUUGGUUAAAGAGAAGGAGACGAAGUGUGAUUUGAUCCAAAAAAGCAUCGAAGAGGGCACUGAGUAA